UAGUAUGGGAUCUUUAAUCUGACGAGGCCUUUGGCCUGCUGUCAAACAAGAGAUGAAAUGUCGGAGAACCUGGCUAAAAUCCUGUUGCUGCUGCGUGAAUCUGCGGGCGGGAUGCUUUUUCAUAGCGCUUUUCGAGAUUUUCGCAUCGUUCCUGGGGCUCUUUGUUGGCGAAGAUGGUCGUCUGUUACUUAUUGCCCGAGUUGCCUAUAUGGUGCACUUUCUUGGGGCGAUUUUUCUGAUGAUGAGCAGUAUCUUGAUCGAAUUUCUGGUGAUCAUCUAUCUGGUAACAGAUAUAAUCCACCUGAUCUUUUGUAGCGCCUUUAUAAUCGAUUACGCAUUAAGUUGUAGCUUCUGCACUUUUGAAUCGAUUCCGGUAUUCUUCACCCUAGCUUUUAGCCUUUAUUUUUGGAUAGUGGCAUUUUUCUAUUGGCGACGCCUUCUCUGGGAACACAAUCCAGAAAACGACGACUGAGGCGAAGGGGUAUCGUUAAUUCUGGAUCUUGAGUGUUUAUUCUACGCCUUUGUGUUGGAUUAGCGCUAUGUACCUUUUCAGUUUGGCCUUAAUUUCACACUAAUUUGUAAAUUUGCCUUUAAUGCCAAAGACAAAGAGUAAAACGAAAAGAGCAAAGUUCCGCAAAUUGUUUGUACAGAGAAAUAUAUUUUGUAUUCAGUA
Molecule: messenger RNA, 673 nt
Organism: Drosophila sechellia
Lineage: Eukaryota; Metazoa; Arthropoda; Insecta; Diptera; Drosophilidae
Exons: 4
Coding region: 53-472 (139 amino acids)
Source: RefSeq, a predicted model, not a curated record